Amphimedon queenslandica is the source of this 586-nucleotide messenger RNA. RefSeq lists its product as uncharacterized. The record is from RefSeq and is a predicted model, not a curated record. The transcript has a single exon. Lineage: Eukaryota; Metazoa; Porifera; Demospongiae; Haplosclerida; Niphatidae. Bases 44 to 541 code for a protein of 165 amino acids.
AACCUAACACUGUAAGCAUUUUUUCAAGCCUCGCUAGCAUAACAUGGCCACUCGAGAUCCUUAUCCAUAUCCAAAGUUAGAAAACGACAAGAACUUUACAAAGACGCCACCAUUAGAGUUCCAAAGAGGGGAUACCCUAUACCUCAACCCAGGAGAGAAAGACCCAUGGUCUAGGCUCAAUGAAUCCACAACACUUUCCAGCUACCGUAGACAGGCUUACUACUACGACCCAAAGGCUCCAAACGACAAGCUAGACUUUGUACUAAAAUGCCAAUACAACCAUAGCGAAGAGUUCCUUAAGUCCCAGGCUCAGACACUCAUGCAACCAGAAACCCUUAAUCUUCCUCACGGACGAGUAUUAAAGAAUAGGCCAGUAGCACCCAAACCAUUGACACUAGAAGAGAAAGAGCUAGUGACGCACUGCGAUCCACAGAAAACCACUGUCAACAGUGCUAAAGGGCUUGCUAUUGAGAGCCAUCACUCCGAGGCAACUAAUCGUGGGUUUUCGCGAAAGUCUGACGGAGGCUUCUUCACAACUUGAGAAGUUAUAAAGAAAAGAUGAAAGUGGACACUAAACUACGUCUGA